CCUUCAAGAAGGCUCCCUAAUGUGUUAUUAGGCCUACAAUGUGUAAUAGGCCUAGUUAUAUUCACGUGUAUUCGCCCUUUUGGUUUGAGCUGAUCUUGCUUUGCCUAUUCGAGUCUUUUUCCAUGCAAACCCUAUUCUCUCUGGGUUGCUCUGCUCUUAAUGAAAGCACUUUGGGCCCUAGCGCCGUUGUUCUGGUGUCAGCGGCAGGAUAAAGGCUGCCUGGAGGUCUGCUGGUAUGUGGUCUUAACAUGCCAGCCUAGUUUCUGGAUAAUAACAAGGCAUUUCUGUUCUGGAAGGAAAUCUAACGGUUUCCUUCUUAUCCCGUAAGGAGUAGCACUGGGAUUAAUGUGUGAUACUGUUGAAGGAAAGCAUUAAGUGUUAGUUUUAUUGCUGUUAAAAUUAAAAAAAAGCAGAGCAAGAGUUAGUGAAGGCCAUUCCUAUUUAUUUUAGUCGAGGAAAGUGGAUAAAGUGAUAACCUGUUUUCUGUCUAUUUUAGUAACUUUUUUUUUUAAUAUGUUAAACAAAGUCGUGGGAUUUUUAUUAGAUCUUUCAUGUGAAAGUAGUAACUUAAAAAAAUAAUGAGCCAGAAAAUAAAAGAAAUAAAAAUUGCCAUAAUAUCUAAAAGUACUGAACAUAUUAUAUAUACUUUGUAUACUCAGUGUAGUAAUGUGUAACAAUCUAAAUGCAUCUAUGUUCAGCCCAAUCAGGUCUUCGAAAGUUCACUUUGGAAUUGUUUAUUUCUUUGCAGGCCACACAUCAGAACAAGAUUUUGGCAAAGUCUAAAUAAAGACAAUAAAAAGGAAGAUACCAUAUACAUCCAGUGCACUCUCUAACCUCUCUCUCUCUCUCUCGCUCUCUCGCUCUCUCCCUCUCUCUGUCUCUCUCUGUCUCUCUCUUUCUCUCCAGGUUGCCGAUGCCGCUGUAGAGUCCAGUCUCGCGUGACGCUGAAUGAGGAACUCCAGCCUGCACAUGGAUUCCAGGGUUCCCCACCACAUCCCGGGAGUGUCGUCCUCCCUCAUCUCCCAGCCUCUGCUGGACAGCCGGACGCCCUACCCCCACCUGCCGCACCCCGUCACCAUUUACCCCAUCGACCAGAUGAAGUCAUCACACGUGGAGAACGACUAUAUCGACAGCCCGGCGGUGGUCUCCCAGCAGCCCACCCACACCAGCAGCGGCGGCACCCCCAGCAGCCAGAAGACGGCCUCCAGCCGCCGGAUCACCUGGCUGGGUCAGAGUCAGGAGGCCUUCCUGGGCGCCAACCAGAACCACCACCACAACCACCAACACCACAACCACCACCACCACCACAUCCACCCACACCAAGGGCAGGGCCGCUGCGAGCCCCACCAGGACACCACCACCCACCCCUGGAUCUCCUUCAGCGGGCGGCCCAGCUCCAUCAGCAGCAGCAGCAGCACCUCGUCCGACCAGCGGCUGCUGGACCACGUGGCCCCCACGCCCACCGCGGACCAGCACCACCACCACCACCACCACCACCACCACAACCACAACCAACACCACAGCUCCGUCAACACCAUCACCCACCCCAGAACCCCGGGGGGUUGCUUGUCCUCCUCCGACGCCAAAGCCCUCACCUCCUCUUCCUCCACCUCCUCCACCUCCUCCUCCUCCACCUCCUCCUCCACGUCCUCCUCCUCUAAAUCGCUGGAUGCGAAGCCCGGCAAAACACUGGCGCCCGCGGGGUCCCGGCACGCCGGCUCGCCGCCCGUCUCGGCGCUGAUCCCGUCCUCCCCGGCCGAGAAGAAGCACCUGCUGCUGUGCGAGCGGUGCGGGAAGUGCCGCUGCACCGAGUGCACCCUCCCCCGGCCGCUGCCCUCCUGCUGGGUGUGCCACCAGGAGUGCCUGUGCUCGGCGCGGAGCCUGGUGGACGCGGCCACGUGCAUGUGCCUGGUGAAGGGCGUGUUCUACCACUGCGGGGAGGACGAGGACGAGGAGGGCUCCUGCGCCGACAGGCCCUGCUCCUGCGCCGCGGCCCACUGCUGCGCCCGCUGGUCCUUCAUGGCCGCCCUGUCGGCGGUGCUGCCCUGCCUGGUGUGCUACCUGCCCGCCACAGGCCUGGCCAAGCUGGGGCAGAAGUGCUACGACAGCGCCAGCCGGCCCGGGUGCCGCUGCAAACACUCGCAGGGCGGAGGCGUGGGGGUUAAGAGCGGCGGCGGCGGCGGCGGCGGUGCCGGCGUGAAGGCCAAGGUGCUGGGGAAGCAGCCGCAGGGCUCGUGAUGGCAGACGCCGCCGCGCAUGGAACUCUGCUGCAGCGUUGUCGUUGUAGUCGUCAUGAUUGUCGUCGUUGAGAUGGUGGGACAGGGACCCGUAGAUGAACAAUGCUAGCUCUCAAUGGAUAGGACAAUCCCAGAACCCUUAGGCACCUCCCCCGCGCCCCGACCACACCCACCC
This is a messenger RNA of Gadus chalcogrammus (walleye pollock), 2412 nucleotides long. RefSeq names its product sprouty homolog 4 (Drosophila) (gene spry4). Gene Ontology annotation, cellular component: membrane; cytosol. Bases 949 to 2238 code for a protein of 429 amino acids. The record is from RefSeq and is a predicted model, not a curated record. Gene Ontology annotation, biological process: animal organ development; negative regulation of MAP kinase activity; multicellular organism development. NCBI's taxonomy places the organism in Eukaryota, Metazoa, Chordata, Actinopteri, Gadiformes, Gadidae. The transcript has a single exon.